Molecule: messenger RNA, 1481 nt
Organism: Myotis davidii
Lineage: Eukaryota; Metazoa; Chordata; Mammalia; Chiroptera; Vespertilionidae
Gene: DUSP5
Product: dual specificity phosphatase 5
Exons: 6
Coding region: 1-1140 (379 amino acids)
Biological process (GO): negative regulation of MAPK cascade; endoderm formation; protein dephosphorylation
Cellular component (GO): cytoplasm; nucleus
Molecular function (GO): MAP kinase tyrosine/serine/threonine phosphatase activity; protein tyrosine/threonine phosphatase activity
Source: RefSeq, a predicted model, not a curated record
AUGGUGACCGUGGUGAUGGAACUCAAUUGGGAUGACACGCCCGCCAGAGCACCAGGCAACUUCUCCGGGGAGAAGGUGUCUGGGCUGCAGCAGAUUCUCCGUGGUGGUGGCCGAGAUGUGGGCACCCAGCUCCAGGCCUCCAUCCUGCAGCUGAAUGAAGGCUACAUAAGAGAGUUCCUCUUUCCCAGCAGCCCCAGGCGGAGCCCAGGGUUGGUUCUGAUUUGCCAGGACCAGCUCUCAGGCCCCCAUGGGGACCUGGAGGAGGCGCUCGGCACCCUCAUGCUUCGCUUCACCAACGAGGGGAAGACGUGGCCCACGUCCUCCGGAGCCAAUCGUCGAGGUGGACGUAGCAGCCCAGGGACAGGGGGAUAUGAGACUUUCUACUCGGAAUAUCCUGAUUGUUGCGUGGACGUAGAACCCAUCUCCCAAGAGAAGAUUGAGACCGAGAGAGCCCUCAUCAGCCAGUGUGGGAAACCAGUGCUCAGCAUCAGCUACAGGCCAGCUCAUGACCAGGGCGGCCCAGUUGAAAUCCUUCCGUUCCUCUACCUUGGAAGUGCCUACCAUGCAUCCAAGUGCGAGUUCCUCGCCAACCUGCACAUCACGGCCCUGCUGAAUGUCUCGCGGCGGACCUCCGAGGCCUGCAUGAGCCACCUACACUACAAAUGGAUCCCCGUGGAGGACAGCCACACGGCUGACAUUAGCUCCCACUUUCAAGAAGCAAUAGACUUCAUUGACUGUGUCAGGGAAAAGGGAGGCAAGAUCCUGGUCCACUGUGAGGCUGGGAUCUCCCGUUCACCCACCAUCUGCAUGGCUUACCUCAUGAAGACCAGGCAGUUUCGCCUAAAGGAUGCCUUCGAUUACAUCAAGCAGAGGAGGAGUGUGGUCUCGCCCAACUUUGGCUUCAUGGGCCAGCUCCUGCAGUAUGAAUCUGAGAUCCUGCCUUCCACGCCCACCCCCCAGGUUCCCUCUUGCCAAGGGGAGGCAGCCAGCUCUUCCUUCAGAGCCCAUUUGCAGACACUGAGCCCUGAUGUACAGGGUUCCUACUACACAUUCCCUACCUCGGUGCUGGCGCCAGUGCCCACCCACUCGACGGUCUCAGAGCUCAGCAGGAGCGCCAUGGCCACAGCCACAUCCUGCUAAAACUGGAUGGGAGAACCCGCCCAGCCCCAAGAACAACUGUGAUUUUGCUUUUUAAACUGGUGGACAUUUCAUACCUGUGCAAUACUGAAGACCCCCUCUGUCCCGCUGCUCCAGUGGGAUAGCGAAGGGUCCCCAGGCUUGCAAACGAACUUCAGACUGACCUCGGGGUAGGUUCUCGGGACCGAAGGAAGGCCAAGCCAUUAUGAGAGCACAGCUUGUGCUGACUACUGUACUUCCAGACCCCCCUGCCCUCUCAGGACUGCCUAGUCCUGGCACCUCAAAGUUCGCCUUUUCAUUUCAAGCGUAAGGCAAUAAACACCUGCAGCAACAUGGGAGAAAGU